This is a messenger RNA of Tuber aestivum (summer truffle), 5640 nucleotides long. NCBI's taxonomy places the organism in Eukaryota, Fungi, Ascomycota, Pezizomycetes, Pezizales, Tuberaceae. The record is from the annotation of a GenBank genome assembly.
AUGUCCACUAUAACUAAUCUAUACCCCCCCUCCUCCCAUGCUCUCCCGCAGACCCCUCUUACCCCGACAACAAGGCAUAUGGUCCUUUGGAUCCACGAUCCAGAUGGCUCACCCACCCUUUCCAAACGUGAGGCGGUCUUAAAUUAUGAUCUCUUUCCUCCUCAUGUCGCGAGACCCGGAGACAUUGCCGAAGUAAAAUUGAUGUCUUCGUCGUCCACCGGAAAUGCAUCUGAUGACAGUACAGCAAUGGGUGGAGAGGCUAUGGAGAGGAAGAAGAGCUAUACCAAUUCGACUAUGGAAGAGGAGGGGACUGGGGUUGGUGGAAGGGUAGGGGGAGUAGGAGGAGGGAGUACCAAGGCGGAAAAGAAAUUUCUGUUUGUGAUACGGGAAUUGGAACCCGAGCAACGCGCAAAACCGAACCUACAGGUUGGGCCCUAAAUGCCAAUUUUCAUGGAGUUUUAACUCAUUGGGUUUAGAUCUCGCUGGCUCGGCAUGUUGCUGAUUUAUUCGGGUUUCACUCCAGGGCUACUGUUACUGUCACAAUUGUAUGUUCCACAAGCCCGGGUUUCGUAUGCACUAUCUUACUAAAGACCAUCUUAGAUCGAUAAAAACCUUCACGAAGCCUCUCAUGUUGAAAUUUACUUCCGAGACCAGUAUAUCUCCCGCAGUGAUAUGUGGCGCAUGGCUACCACAUUAUUAACAGACACCUGCCCCUACAACGCACAAAAGCUCCUCUUUAUCUCCUCAAUCCGGGGAAGCGUUGGGAACAUCUGGGUACGUGGGCGGAAGGUCCAAUCUGCGUACUUUUCGCCACGGACUGUCCCAAUAUUUCGCUCAGAGUCGGCCCGCUACGUUCUUUUCAUACAGAUGAGCCGGGAGAUGUGGCACUUUGACACCGACGAUGGUGGAGAUGGUGAUCAGGGCGAAGGGGGUGGAGGGGUGGGUGGUGAAAUAGUCUUUAACAAGCUUAUCAAUGGAUUCUUGCCUGAGCUAUUCAAGCGCUGGAAAAGAAUUAAUGCGCACCAUCUGGUUUCCAUCGUUUUGUUUACAAGAGUAGUUUAUGAGCAUGAGGAACCAGUAGGGGUCCUGAAUGGGAACGGAAAAGAGAGCGAAGAGUUUCUAGGAACUCCUGGAGGGAUAAACAUUGGUGAGGGGAGACGCUAUAGAGAUUUUUAUCGCGUUGUGGUCUCCUCCAUGGCUAGCUCAGAUUGGACCAUUAUCCUCCACCGUCUGAAAAAGGAAUUUUCAGUCUUCCUCCGGGAUAUCCUCGUUCUUCCAAUAACAGAUGAUGAAUUUCUACCCGAAUCCAACCAAACGACACCUAUUUCAAGUGCCGCAGAUUCCAUGGCUUCUCGGCCAGGUACACCAUCUAUCCCUACCUUCAUCGACAUGCUUCGGCCCGCAUCGUCUUCUACAAGCUCUCAACCCUCCCCUCGAAUUCCUCCGCACAAAUCUAUUCCCGGUGCGCAACGCAAAAAGCAGCCAAGAAUGAUCAUCACUGGGCGACCUUCCGCCGCUAUCCACGGAAACAUAUUGGAAGCAAUAAACCUAGCGACACUCCAAUUCAGCAAAGACCAUGUCGACCGCGAUCUUGUUCGCACUGGAAUUAGUGUUGUAAUCAUAACUCCUGGAACUGGCCAUUUCGAAGUUGAUUAUGAUAUGCUAAAGGCUACAACAGAAGGGCUGGUCAUGACCGGCAUGGGAGUGGACCUAGUCUGCCUUAGCAAAGUACCCCUUCAUACCGUCCCCCUUUUCAAGUACCGCAGCCCCAUCCCUAUUAGUGUCCUUGCGAAGCAGGAGCAAGGUUCCCCUAAGGUCCUCCCCCGAGGUCUCAGUCCACCAAAAGUGACUAUCACGCCGUCGGGCGCUGCGGCCCCCGAUCGUAGCCAGGGAGAAUGGGUGUACUCUGUUCCUCAUUGGAUAGAUAUUUCCUUCUGGAGCGCUGCUUCCGAGAAGAAAAUCAAUAAGCGAGGCCGCGUUGAACAGAAGAAAGAGAGGAAAAAGCCCGCUAGUGGAUUUCGUGCGAGAGCGAAGAUGUACGAAUUACAAAUGAUGGGUAUAAUGGAGAACGAAAUUUCGGAAAUAUCCAUUCCAUUCCUGCACGAUAACCCUUUUUGGAAACCAUUGCCCAUGGAGGAGGAGCCGACACAGACAGAUGGUAUCAACACAAAAGGAAGUGUCAAGCUGGGGACUGCUAACAGCACAGCAGCCCCAGCAAAGUUCUCGAAAGAAGCCUUUAAAUGGAUGGAUGAGUACGACGAUGCAGCGUUCCGUCCGUUGUCCGACUUGAAAGCGCGAGAAAAGGUGGCAUUAGACCGCCGGACCGGCGGCGAGGAUGCAGAAAAGAUCGAAAAGACCCUGGAGGAGGUUGACCCUUUAGUACUUGGCACAAGUUUCCAUGGCGAAGCGCCGGGUCGCCAAGUCAGCUUACCUGGUGGGGCAUUCUUUGAUAGGAAGAUGAAGGAACGGAGAUCAGAGCUUGAAAGCCCAGUUGAAUCAAGAGAGGAGAUUCCUAACACCAGAAUCGCCGGCACACCAUCCGCUGCCCCACCCUCAUCCGGGGUUCUAAAGCCCAGCAGGUUGGGUUUGGUCCGAAAUAUUAGUUUUGGGUUCAAGUCCUGGGGCUCUGCCAAAGCCACUGCAAAGACAGGAAUAGUCAGCACGGAAGCGACGGCAAUUGCCGCCGGACCCCCGAGUACCGGUGGCCGCGGGGUUAUGGUUACUAGGGGGUUUGAUACUAGUGAAGCUACAACACCCAAAAGCCCUCUAUCGCCCAGAACCACCCACUUAGAGGAAAGCCCGACCACAGCUGGAAGUCUGAGGAGCCCUGAAAAGUUAGGAUGGGGAAGCAGGCCUAUUUCAAUCAAAAAUAAUGCGAUAACCUCGCUGGAGGCAGCUGGGCGGGAUCGAGAUCGCCGGAGGAGUAUUGUAGGCAGCCCUCUGGAUCGCGCGGGCAUGCUUAGAGAGCGGGAACGGGAAUCCGUUGAUAUACUGAAGGUUCCCAAUUUAACAAGGCAUGGACGACCCAGCGUUGAUCUUGUUGCAAACGCAGAGAAAACCGCAACAAUUCCACCUACCGUUAGUCCAACGAGCGCACUUUCACCAUGGGUACAAGUACUCAAUCCGAGUAACCCGAAGAAAAGCAUUCCAAGUGCUGUAAACCAAUUCCGGCGUUGGCAUCACGUAUUUCCUAAACCGAUCAAGAUCUCCACCGUCAAAUGGAAAAGCCUUUGUUCUCCAGCUGCUCUACCAUUGACGACCGAGCACUUUCCGUCGGCAGAACAGCUCCGUGACGGGUACCAGGAAAAUCCAUAUGUGAUCUCCCAAAAUGCAGAUUAUGAUGAGAUAGAGGAGAGCAGUAGCAGCAACCGCGAGGAACUCGUUCGCGCAAUGAUAUCACAGCGACUGGCACAAGGUUUCCAAAUUGUCGUCGGUAACUCAGUGGCAGAGGCCACUUCUGGGCGAGGCGGUGAUGUUGACAUAUACUCAAAGACCUACAUGGUUAAAGCAGGUAGCUCUUGCUUCAUGAGCCUCGGCUCGCAGAUCCAUCAACUUAUCUGUGAUGAGGAAUACAAUGUUGAGGUGAAGCGAUAUGUACGCAAACCGACAACUGCGAUAGGCCUACCUAAAUCCACAACUGCUAAUGAGUAUGUCAGCUAUAUGAAGACGGUAAUGGGUGAGGAGUAUAUCCCCGUCAAAACCGCGUUCAGGUUGCCGAUUGCAGAGUACAACUGGAAUUACGUUGACCAAUAUAUCGGUGGGUAUGAGGACACGUUAACAGAGCAACUUCGGUACUGGCGCGCGCGAUUCGUCUUAAUACCAAAUGAUCCACCGGAAUCAGCUAGGAGAGGGCUUCUGGGCCACUCGAAUGGCGGCGAGUUGAAUGAUGAGGAGAUCAGAUUGGAGGGCAUCAGAAGACUCACGCAGGUAUUCCAAAGGAAUAGGUACAUCCCGCCCGAGGAAAGGCAAUACGAGAGAUACGGAAAGCGGAAAGCAAAAGAGAAAAAUCCUCUCCAGAUUCUAUAUAAAACUGUGGACCCAAGUGUUGUAGUAGCGCAGGAGUUGGAAAGUCUUCCACUCAUCGAAGAUCCUACCAACAAUACACGCCGGAGCCAGCUUCUCACGACGGAGGUGUUUGAGAAGAAAAAUCUUGACCUGAAAGCCAUCGCACAAGAACUCCAAGGCCCUAAGGGUGUCCGUCUCCAAGACCGCCGCUGGCAUCUCAGAUUCCACUCGAAUUGUUUCAUUGGAGAAGAUAUGGUAACAUGGAUCGUGGAAAACUUCAAAGACGUCGAAACAAGACAGGAAGCGGAAGAAAUCGGGUUAAAACUCUUCAAAGCGGGAUUAUUCCAGCAUGUGGACAAGCGUCACCAAUUCCGAGACGGAAAUUACUUCUACCGAAUCGCGGAAGCUCACGCUAACACCCCGAGGCCCACCUCCAAGGGAGGCUGGUUCGGUGGAUUCAAAAGCGACAAACCUGUACCACCUGCGCCCGCAUUCGAUGUCGCUUCGAGCCCGUUGCGGAGUAGGAGUAGCACAAUCGUGACAGAUGAGGGCUCGGAAACUUCUUCCAUGUCGGGAUACCGAACACCAACCCCCACACCGGCAACCAAGAAGAAGGCCGAAGUGGAACUCAGCAAAGUGAUGAAAUAUGACAUCGACCCAUCGCGAAAGAGUUACCGGAAGGAACUUAUAAACCUUCAUUACGACCGCCUACAUAACCCUGACAACUGCUAUCACAUUCGCAUUGACUGGAUGAACACAACCGCAAAGCUGAUCGAAGACCAACUCGCCUCUUGGGCGCGUACUAUUGAUCGUUACGGGCUCAAGUUAGUAGAAGCACCCAUUGACGAAGUUUCCACGAUCCCCCGUACAAGUCCCUUCCACAGCCAGUAUAUUUUCAAGUUCUGUAUCCCUCCACCCCCACCUCCUCCAAUGCUAUCAACAAUCUCACCCACUACCGAAUCUAUGGAUCUCUCUCCAAUCCUAUCUCCAACCCAACCAGUCCCACCACCCCACCCCACCCACAACCAAAGUGAUAAUCGCUUUUACCACCGCCUUGCUCUCCGAAAGCUUGGCUUCGUCCUCGAUACAGAGGCAGCAAAGAACUUUCCCCCAACAGUGUCCGUAAAGUACUCCUGGGGGACGCCAAACUACCGCCACAGUCAGUAUAUCCACCGCUCGGGCGUGAUAUUCUGCCAAAUUACAGAUGAUGGCUCAUUCCUGCUAAUGGCAAACCGGCAAUACGCCAUUCGCGCAACAAUUCUCUGUCCACCGCCAUCGGUAGGAAUCGGCUCCGGCGUAGACGUUACGCCAGAGUCGGUGAAGGAUGAGAUCGAGAGCUUUUGUAAAGACCCAGAGGCAUUGCGGAAGUUUUACGACGAAGCCAAUGGACGAGUUGGCGGCGGGGCAGUCGUUGGCGUGGGGUCAGUUACGGGGGGAAGUGGCAUGGGGACAUUGGGCAGUCCGGUUAUUGGGCCGGUGGGAGCAGGGAGUCCGACCAUGGGGACCAGCGUCGUGCAUGCUCAUGGGGUUGGGAGGGCGACUAGCAUGAAGAGUGGGAGGAGUAGUAUUGUGGAUCUUGUGCCGGAGGAUUUUGUAUUAGGGAGGGGAGGAUAUGAGCCUGGGCCGGGGAGAUGA